This is a messenger RNA of Amaranthus tricolor (Joseph's coat), 543 nucleotides long. Its product is annotated as protein disulfide-isomerase-like. The record is from RefSeq and is a predicted model, not a curated record. Gene Ontology annotation, molecular function: protein disulfide isomerase activity. Gene Ontology annotation, biological process: response to endoplasmic reticulum stress; protein folding. The transcript has 4 exons. Lineage: Eukaryota; Viridiplantae; Streptophyta; Magnoliopsida; Caryophyllales; Amaranthaceae. Gene Ontology annotation, cellular component: endoplasmic reticulum. The coding region runs from base 1 to 543 and encodes 180 amino acids.
AUGAAUCUCAAGCAAAAAGCAAGGGUGAAUUGGCUAAAGGAAGGGGACACAAAUUCUAAAUGUUUUCAUAGCUUAGUCAAAGAAAAUACUAUGAGGAACCGAAUUGAUAAUGGAAAACUCGAGCUAUUUCUAAGAUCACAACCUAUUCCCCAAGAGAACAAUGAGCCUGUAAAGGUGGUGGUUCUUGAUAGCUUGCAAGAUAUGGUUUUCAACUCUAGAAAAGAUGUUUUCCUAGAGUUUUAUGCGCCAUGGUGCGAACACUGCAACAACCUAGCUCCAAUCUUGGAUGAAGUUGCUAUCUUAUAUGAAAAGGACCCUAAUAUCUUGAUUGCAAAAUAUGAUAAAAGUGCAAAUGACAUCCCAAGUGGGGCCUUUGAGGUUCAAGGUUUCCCAAUCAUGUAUUUUAUAAAAAAGAACGGAGAGAUUAUUAAGUAUGAUGGCGGUCGAACAAAAGAAGACCUUAUUAGCUUCAUUGAAGAACACAAAAGUGACAAGAAAAGCAAGAGCGAGGUAGAGUCAAUCAAAUCAAAGGAUGAAUUGUAA